CCUCUUCUCCUCUCCUCCUUCCUCCCUCCUCCCUCUAUACCGUAUCCCUGUCUGAUCCCAAUUCCACCAUUGCCAUAGAUAUUUUGCUUCCUCUCUUCUUCCUCCUCCGUUGUGGAACAGAGGUUCAAUUGUUCUGCCCAAAAAGAGCUCUGUUCUUUUUGUUGUCCUUGCGAAACCUUAAUGCUUAACAUGCUGUUAUUGAUGUUCGAGAUCCAUGUCUCCGAUUAUCAGUGAGCUCCUCCUCUCCGGUUAUAUGAUAAGUUCCUCAUUCCGGCGCCGGUCGCACCUCGUUCAGUCCUUCUCCGUCGUCUUCCUCUACUGGCUCUACUACGUCUCGUGAUUGAUAACAUAACCCCAUCGAUCGGCCCGCCCGCCCGCUCUACUUGUUCUUAAAUUAGCCUCUUAAAUUAGUACUGCUAUUGUGUUGUGUCUUUCCCUUUGUUUGUCCUACGUAGAAUAACCCGAAUAAACACGAGAGAGAGUUUAGUUGCGGUCCGAUCAUAAUGGCUUCGUCGAGCGGGACGUCUUCGGGGUCGAUGUCGUCGUCCAUGGCCCGGAACAACUCGGGGUCCGAGGAGGACCCCCGGGCGGCGAUGGACCAGAGGAAGAGGAAGCGGAUGAUAUCGAACCGGGAAUCGGCCCGGCGGUCCCGGAUGAGGAAGCAGAAGCACCUCGAUGACCUGAUCUCCCAGGCGGACGAGCUCCGGAAGGAGAACCAGCGGAUCGAGACGGAUACGAACGUCAAAACCCAGGACUACUUGAGGGUCGCGUCGGAGAAUUCCAUCCUCCGAGCUCAGGCCGAUGAGCUCACCCACCGGCUGCAGUCGCUGAACGAGAUCAUCGAGGUCUUGAGCGUGGGGAACAACGGCGCCGGCGGGGCCUACGCGGGUCAUGGCCCGGUCAUCGACGGGUUUUUGAUGGACCCGGUUAGCCUUGGCUACUUCAACCAGCCCAUUUUGGCCUCCGCCGACAUGUUCGAGUACUGAUCUGCCGCCCGGUUCGGUCCACGGACAAUCGAUCGGAUAUCUACCAUGUUUGGUUCUUGGAAAAAUUAGGUCCGAUUAGCCAUCUCUUGGGCUUGCCAUGCAUGACGGGACGGUUCCUGAGGCCCCACUGACCGUCGGAUCAGUGUGAAUUCCACCGAUCCGACGGUCAGCAGGACCUCAUGAACCGUCUCCAGUUAAUAAACCGGAGAAAUUUCUCGUACCGUGAGGUGUGAUUGGACACAAUUUCUCAUCUUUUGGGUAUAGCCAAUGAGGCCCACAAGUACACUUUUGGGUAUUAUGAAUUGAUGGGGUACUUAAUUACGACCUACCACUACAUGGAUGUGUGGGCGAGCAAUCAUCACUAAAUGGGCAUGAUAUCGGGGUGGUUGUGGGUUGUAUAAAUGGGGAUUAUAUGUUUUAUCUUCUUCCUAAUGUAUGCGAGCCCUAUUAAUGUACUUUCUAAUUUUCUUCUUGUGAUGUAAUUAUGCAUUUUCGACUCGA
Messenger RNA from Punica granatum (pomegranate), 1487 nucleotides. Lineage: Eukaryota; Viridiplantae; Streptophyta; Magnoliopsida; Myrtales; Lythraceae. The record is from RefSeq and is a predicted model, not a curated record.